Molecule: messenger RNA, 4110 nt
Organism: Tetrahymena thermophila SB210
Lineage: Eukaryota; Ciliophora; Oligohymenophorea; Hymenostomatida; Tetrahymenidae
Product: DNA topoisomerase I
Exons: 11
Biological process (GO): DNA topological change
Cellular component (GO): nucleus
Molecular function (GO): DNA binding; DNA topoisomerase type I (single strand cut, ATP-independent) activity
Source: RefSeq, a predicted model, not a curated record
AUGGAAUAAGACUUCUAAGGAAAAUUUAAUAGGUCUUUCAAUAUGUAGUAGGAUUAGUUUAAAGCUUAGCAUAGCUUCAUCUAGGAUAAGCAAAAUUAAGGUUAAAAAAGCACAUUUUAAUACACUUAAAAUGCUCAGCAAAAAUUCUAACAUAAUCCCAGAUUUAAUAAAUUUGAUCAUGAAGCUGAUUAAAGCUCAUACUCACUUAAAUAGUUUGAUAGAGCUUAAUCUUAUGGCAAGAAUUAUGGAAAAGAUAGGAAUAUGCACAUUGAAAAGGAUGGAUCUGAUUUAUAAGAAUAAUCAACUGGAGCAGCACCCUUGAGAAAAGGCAGCUUAAAUUAAUAUCAAAAAGAUCAGAGUUCAUUCUAAGGCAAAUUUAAUUAAAGAAAAGACUCAAAUAAUGAGCAAUUCUAGUCAUUAAGAGGCCUCUCUCAAGACGAUAGCAAAGUGCCUGCUAAAACAGGUUAUUUGGGUAAAAAUUUUGAUCCUAACUACAAGAAUAGAUUAGCAAAACAAAGAGAAGGAUCAUUAGAGAAUUAAGAAGAUGGUGAAAUAAAGGCAAAUAGUAAUCCUCUUCGUUAACCCAGAAAUAAUUCAUCUAGCUUUUAAGGAUCAUCAGGUUCAGUUCAUUAGCCACCUAGAUAACAAAAUCAACCAUACUUCAGCAAUGUCCAUGCUAAAGGACUUCUUCCUUACUCUGUUGAUGAAGGUUUUGAUAGCUUCGUUACAGUAUUGAUGGUUGCUGAAAAACCUUCUAUAGCACGUAGUAUUGCUGAAGCUCUUGGUGGAGCAGGAUUUACUACUCGUAAAGGAAUAUGCAAAUUUUCUAAUGUCUUUACCUUCUAUGGCCAUAUUUUUGGAAAGAAAGCAUUGAUUAAAGUUACAUCUGUUAUUGGACACAUUUAUACUUCAGAUUUUACUUAAGAAUAUCAAGAUUGGAGAAGAGUUGAUCCUUAUAAGCUAUUUAAUGCCACAACUUUAAAAAAAGAAACAAAUCCAAAUAGUUAAAUCAUACAGCAUCUAUAAAAAGAAGCUAUGGGAGCUAGUUAUCUUAUUCUUUGGUUAGAUAAUGAUAGAGAAGGUGAAAAUAUAUGCUUUGAAGUACUAACUAUUUGCAAACCUGAAUUGAUUAAAGAAGAUUUCCAAUAAAUUUUCAGAGCUAAGUUUUCAUCAAUUACUCCAAUUGAUAUUCGCAAGGCUUUUGAUGAGCUUUCAAUAGGUCCUAAUUUCAAUGAAUCUCAAGCUGUAGAUGCCCGUUAAAUUAUUGAUUUAAAAGUUGGUGUUGCUUUCUCACGUUUCUAAACUAGAUAUUUAGUUAGAAAAUACGAAGAUUUAAAUAAUAAAAAAAUUACAUUUGGCCCUUGUUAAACUCCUACUUUAUCUUUCUGUGUUCAAAGAGAUGACGAAAUAAAAGAUUUUAUUUCUAAACCUUUUUACAGAAUUAUUCCUAAAAUCAGCUUAGUCCCAAAUGAAUUGAUAAACUUAGAAUGGACUAAAGAAAGAACUUACGACCAAUAAGAAGCUUUAGAUGUAAAAUAAGAGUUAGAAAGCAUUGGAUAAACUUCUGUUGUAAAAGUUGAUAAUAAAGAAACCUAAAAAAUAAAACCAGUUGCAUUGAACACUGUAAAUUUCUUGAAAAUGGCUUCAAAGCAAUAUGGUCUCGGUCCUCAAAAUGCUAUGCAAGUAGCUGAAAAAUUAUAUUUAGGAGGUUUUAUCACAUAUCCCAGAACUGAAAGUACUAAAUAUCCUGAUAAAUUUGAUUUUAAUUCAGUAUUACAUGCUGUAUGUUAAUACCAUUAAAAUUAGAAUAUUAGCAUUUAUGCUUAAAAACUCUAGUAAAAUGGUAUUCACAAAUCUAGAUUAGGAAAAGAUGUUGGUGAUCAUCCUCCUAUUACUCCUACCAAUAAAAUUAUGAGAUAAUAACUAUCUAGAGACGAACAAAACAUUUACGAACUUGUAUGCAGACAUUUCUUAGCCACUGUCUCUUCUGAUUGCCGUCUCUAUAAGAAAAAAGUUCUUUUCUAAACUGGUAACCAAACUUUUUCAUUGAUUGGCACUGCUGUCAUAGAUAAGGGAUACCUUGAAGCUUUACCUUGGUAAAAGAUUUAUGAAAAUGAAAUACCUAACUUUUCAGAAGGAGAUCAAAUUUAUCUUCACAGUGUAGAUAUUCAUUCUGGAAAGACUCAACCACCUGACCAUUUAACAGAGUCUGACUUAAUUAGUUUGAUGGAGCAAAAUGGAAUAGGUACUGAUGCUUCUAUGGCUCAACAUAUUUAAAAUAUAUGCGACAGAGAGUAUGUUCAAGUUGUUGGAUAAGCUAGAAGAUUAGUACCAACAGAACUCGGUUCAUCAUUGAUUCAUGCUUAUGCUGAAAUUGAUCCUGAAUUGGUAGCUCCAAAUUUGAGAAGCUCUAUAGAAAGAUCAGUUGAUCUUAUUUCCUAAGGUGAAUUAGACAAAGACUAAGUACUCUAAAGUGUGAUAGAAUUAUUCAAGAAUAAGUAUUUGUAUUUCGUAAGUAAAGUCGGUGUCCUCGAUAAAUAUUUUGAUCCAAUUUACUAAUCUAUUGAAACAACCAUAAGCCAAGCUUAGUAUUUUACUAAAUGUGGAAGAUGUAAAUGCAAUAUGAAAAUAUUAGAUAAAAUUGGAAAAAUCUUUUGUGAAAGAUGCAAAUUUAUGUACGGAUUACCUAGAGACUCAAAGUAUUCCAUAGCAGGAGAAUGCUUUUGCCCUAUUGAUGGAUUCUAACUGGUGCUAAUUGAAUCAACAGUUAAAGGUAAUACCAAACGUUUUACCAUCUGUCCUCUGUGCUUCUAAAAAACGCCUGAGUUAGAAAACUACAGUAGCGAAGAAAAGUAUUAAAGGACAUCUUGCAAUUUAUGCUCAAAUCGAAGCUGUUAAUUCUCUAUGGUUAAUAAUGAAAUAGGUCCUUGUCCCCACUGUAAAUAUGAGAAAGGUGGCAGACUUGUCCUUGACUGGCCUGACAAUAAUAAUUAUACGAUGACUUGCAAUGCAUGCAUGUAUCAAUAUUUGAUAGUAAAGAAUGGUAAAUUAAUUAGAUCAUAAAUGAAGUGUGCUAACUGUAACUGCUUCUAAGUUAAAAUUGAAACUAGUGACGGUUUUUCUGCAUUAGGCUGUUUGUUCUGUGAUAUUUAAACAAAGAAUAGGAUGGAAGAAAGACCUCCAACUGAACCUUAAGGUGAGAGUAGCUUGAGAAACUAGCGUUAUUUUAAUGAAGAUCUUGACAAAUCAAUUGAGGAUUAACCUUUGAAACUUAAGCAACCAUAAGCAUUAUAGAUAAAUAAUAACCAAAAAGUGAUAGGAUUAAAGAACAAUAUUAUGGAAAUAGAAAACUAAAUUACUGAAGCAGAUCAGCCAAUUAAAAAGAGAAGAGGAAGACCACCCAAAGCUGCUACAGAAUUUAACUUUUAGGAAAAGGAAAAUAUUUAGGAUGAAGCAAACACUAAACCAUAAACAAGAAAACCUAGAGCAACCAAGGCAAUUAAGAAACUUUCUCAAGAAGAAGGAGAAGCUGAUGAGGAUGAGGAAUAAUUUAGUAAACCAACUCACCCAACUGUAGAUUUUGUUAAAAAGGGUAUUCAAAAGGCUCCUAAGAGUUAUGGAAAUACAUUCAAUUAAUUCAAAGCUCAAUAAUAACAAAAAAUUGAUAAUUAAUUCCAAAACUCUAAUUUUGAAGAUAUUUUAGAAGAUUCACACAAAUAAGAUUUAGAGUUUUUCUCAAAGUUCCCUAGAAAUAACAUAAUAAAAGAAAAUCAAGAAACAUACGAAAUCUUGAAAGAAUCUACUAUGUUAUUAUCUGAAAUCGAUGGACAUUCCACCUUUAAAAAUUAUAGUAGCCUUGAAAAUUCAUUCUAACAAAACAAUAGAAAGCCAAGAUAAAUGAAUAAUUUCAAAUAGAACCAGUUUAAUAAUUAAUAAUUCUAAGGCAACUCUUUUAAACAAAACAUAUCUACAAAUUCAUCAAUAUAAUAAAACAAUUUUUAAUAACAACGCAAACCAAACUAUGAAAAAGAAAUGAAUAACUCAUUCCAAAAUAAGAAUAAUAGCGCACUAGACUCAUCAUCAAUAUUGCUUAAACAACUUGACUUCUGA